ACUUGCUCCCAGGCCAGCUCGCUGGCAUUUGGGAGAAUGUGUCAUUGCAUUUACUCAAGGGGGAGGAGGAGGGAAGGUUAGAGAUGAGGAGGCAGAGGUAGGGUGGGAGCAGGGACCUCGCACAGGCAGAGGGGACUCGUGGGGGAUGUUAGCGUGCCUGUGCACGGUGCUCUGGCACCUCCCUGCAGUGCCAGCUCUCAAUCGCACAGGGGACCCAGGGCCUGGCCCCUCCAUCCAGAAAACCUAUGACCUCACCCGCUACCUGGAGCACCAACUCCGCAGCUUGGCUGGGACCUAUCUGAACUACCUGGGCCCCCCUUUCAACGAGCCAGACUUCAACCCUCCCCGCCUGGGGGCAGAGACUCUGCCCAGGGCCACUGUUGACUUGGAGGUGUGGCGAAGCCUCAAUGACAAACUGCGGCUGACCCAGAACUACGAGGCCUACAGCCACCUUCUGUGUUACUUGCGUGGCCUCAACCGUCAGGCUGCCACUGCUGAGCUGCGCCGCAGCCUGGCCCACUUCUGCACCAGCCUCCAGGGCCUGCUGGGCAGCAUUGCGGGCGUCAUGGCAGCUCUGGGCUACCCACUGCCCCAGCCGCUGCCUGGGACUGAACCCACUUGGACUCCUGGCCCUGCCCACAGUGACUUCCUCCAGAAGAUGGACGACUUCUGGCUGCUGAAGGAGCUGCAGACCUGGCUGUGGCGCUCGGCCAAGGACUUCAACCGGCUCAAGAAGAAGAUGCAGCCUCCAGCAGCUGCAGUCACCCUGCACCUGGGGGCUCAUGGCUUCUGACUUCUGACCUUCUCCUCUUCGCUCCCCCUUCAAACCCUGCUCCCACUUUGUGAGAGCCAGCCCUGUAUGCCAACACCUGUUGAGCCAGGAGACAGAAGCUGUGAGCCUCUGGCCCUUUCCUGGACCGGCUGGGCGUGUGAUGCGAUCAGCCCUGUCUCCUCCCCACCUCCCAAAGGUCUACCGAGCUGGGGAGGAGGUACAGUAGGCCCUGUCCUGUCCUGUUUCUACAGGAAGUCAUGCUCGAGGGAGUGUGAAGUGGUUCAGGUUGGUGCAGAGGCGCUCAUGGCCUCCUGCUUCUUGCCUACCACUUGGCCAGUGCCCACCCAGCCCCUCAGGUGGCACAUCUGGAGGGCAGGGGUUGAGGGGCCACCACCACACAUGCCUUUCUGGGGUGAAGCCCUUUGGCUGCCCCACUCUCCUUGGAUGGGUGUUGCUCCCUUAUCCCCAAAUCACUCUAUACAUCCAAUUCAGGAAACAAACAUGGUGGCAAUUCUACACAAAAAGAGAUGAGAUUAACAGUGCAGGGUUGGGGUCUGCAUUGGAGGUGCCCUAUAAACCAGAAGAGAAAAUACUGAAAGCACAGGGGCAGGGACAGACCAGACCAGACCCAGGAGUCUCCAAAGCACAGAGUGGCAAACAAAACCCGAGCUGAGCAUCAGGACCUUGCCUCGAAUUGUCUUCCAGUAUUACGGUGCCUCUUCUCUGCCCCCUUUCCCAGGGUAUCUGUGGGUUGCCAGGCUGGGGAGGGCAACCAUAGCCACACCACAGGAUUUCCUGAAAGUUUACAAUGCAGUAGCAUUUUGGGGUGUAGGGUGGCAGCUCCCCAAGGCCCUGCCCCCCAGCCCCACCCACUCAUGACUCUAAGUGUGUUGUAUUAAUAUUUAUUUAUUUGGAGAUGUUAUUUAUUAGAUGAUAUUUAUUGCAGAAUUUCUAUUCUUGUAUUAACAAAUAAAAUGCUUGCCCCAGAA
Homo sapiens (human) is the source of this 1761-nucleotide messenger RNA. RefSeq names its product cardiotrophin like cytokine factor 1 (gene CLCF1). Gene Ontology annotation, molecular function: cytokine activity. The record is from RefSeq and is marked reviewed. Gene Ontology annotation, cellular component: extracellular region. NCBI's taxonomy places the organism in Eukaryota, Metazoa, Chordata, Mammalia, Primates, Hominidae. The coding region runs from base 146 to 793 and encodes 215 amino acids. The transcript has 3 exons. Gene Ontology annotation, biological process: positive regulation of cell population proliferation; positive regulation of isotype switching to IgE isotypes; cell surface receptor signaling pathway via JAK-STAT.